AUGAGUCAACUUUCUUCUGCCCUCCAGAAACAAAAGAGGGCUUCUAAAUACCAAGGCUUAUUUACAGGUCCAGAAAGGAGCAUGUCAUUGAGUGGUCCUAUUGCCAUGGCCACUGGAACCAAGGAUCAACGACAAAGCCUUAACCAGACCCAGCUUCAGGUACCCAAUCGUCUGAUCCACGAGAAGUCACCUUACCUACUACAACAUGCCUACAAUCCUGUAGACUGGUUCCCAUGGGGACAAGAAGCUUUUGAUAAAGCCAAGAAAGAAAAUAAGCCAAUUUUUCUUUCAGUUGGCUACUCAACUUGUCACUGGUGUCACGUGAUGGAGGAGGAAUCAUUUCAGAAUAAGGAUAUUGGGCAGAUACUCAGUGAGGACUUCGUGAGCGUAAAAGUGGAUCGAGAAGAGCGUCCUGAUGUGGACAAAGUGUACAUGACCUUUGUGCAGGCCACCAGCAGUGGUGGGGGCUGGCCCAUGAAUGUGUGGCUGACUCCUGACCUCCAGCCAUUUGUGGGGGGCACAUACUUUCCCCCUGAGGAUGGAGUAACACGUGUAGGUUUCCGAACUGUUCUCCUGAGGAUCCGUGAGCAGUGGAAGCAAAACAAGGCAAUGUUAAUGGCAAAUAGUCAACGGGUCACAGCCUCCCUGUUGUCCAGGUCUGAGAUUUGCAUGGGUGACAGAGAGCUACCCCCCUCUGCCUCAGCAGUCAGCAACCGAUGUUUCCAGCAGUUGGAUGAGGUCUAUGAUGAAGAACAUGGUGGUUUUGCAGAAGUCCCCAAAUUCCCUACACCUGUGAUCCUUAGCUUCCUGUUCUCUUAUUGGGCCACUCAUCGAAUGGCCACUGAUGGUUUUCGAGCCCAGCAAAUGGCCAUGCACACACUGAAGAUGAUGGCAAAUGGGGGCAUCCGAGACCAUGUGGGGCAGGGUUUUCACCGCUAUUCCACUGAUCGUCAGUGGCAUAUCCCUCACUUUGAGAAGAUGCUUUAUGAUCAGGCCCAGCUGGCGGUAGCCUACACUCAGGCCUUCCAGAUCUCUGGAGAUGAAUUCUUUGCUGACAUUGCCAAAGACAUCCUACAAUACGUGAGCCAGAACUUGAGUCACCAGUCUGGUGGCUUCUGCAGUGCAGAGGAUGCAGAUUCUAUACCUGAGGGAGAAAAGAAAGCCAAAGAGGGAGCCUAUUACCUGUGGAGGGUGAAGGAGAUCAAAGACCUACUGCCAGAACCUGUGGAAGGCUCUAAUGAGCCGCUGACCUUAGGCCAACUCUUCAUGAAGCAUUAUGGAAUUACAGAGAAUGGCAACAUCGGAAGCACCCAGGACCCUCAUGGAGAGCUUCAGGGUCAGAAUGUGCUGACAGUACGGUACUCAAUGGAUCUCACCGCUGCUCGCUAUGGUCUGGAAGCAGAGACUGUCCGGAUGCUACUAGAUAUUGGGCGUGAGAAGCUCAUACAGACCCGAAAACGUCGUCCCCGGCCCCGAUUGGACAGCAAGAUACUGGCAGCCUGGAAUGGAUUGAUGGUAUCUGGUUUUGCAAUAACAGGGGCUACCCUGGGCAAUGAGGAGAUGAUCAAACGGGCCAUCGAUGGGGCCAAGUUUUUGAAAAGGCAUCUGUUUGAUGUCAGUAGUGGACGACUUAUUCGGGGGUGCUAUGCAGGUGCUGGGGGAACUGUGGAGCAAAGCUCCUCCCAGUGGUGGGGCUUCCUAGAAGACUACGCCUUUGUGAUCCGAGGUUUGCUGGACUUGUAUGAAGCUUCCAGGGAAUCUGCAUGGCUAGAGUGGGCAUUGAAGUUGCAGGAUAUGCAAGAUAAGCUCUUCUGGGACACCCAAGGAGGUGGCUACUUCUGUAACGAAGUUGAACUCCGGAAUGACCUCCCUCUUCGACUCAAAGAUGAUCAGGAUGGCUCAGAGCCUAGUGCUAACUCCGUGUCUGCCCACAACCUACUGCGGAUUCACGGCUACACCGGCCGCAGGGACUGGAUGGACAAAUGUGUCAAGCUGCUGACAGCCUUCUCCGAUCGGCUCUGGAAGGUCCCCGUGGCACUGCCAGAGAUGGUCCGGGCCCUGGUCAUCCAGCAGCAGACAGUGAAACAGGUUGUCAUCUGCGGGAGUCCACAGACUACGGACACCCAGGCUUUAAUCAACUGUGUCCACUCAGUCUAUGUACCCAACAAAGUGCUAAUUCUCGCUGAUGGAGACCCUUCCAGCUUCCUUGCUCGACAGUUGCCAUUCCUGGCCAGGUUUCAUAAGCUAGAGGGCCGGGCCACAGCUUAUAUAUGUGAAAAUCAGGCAUACUCAAUGCCUGUCACAGAACCUGCGGAACUUCGAAAACUGUUGCUGCUGUGA
Gracilinanus agilis (Agile Gracile Mouse Opossum) is the source of this 2340-nucleotide messenger RNA. RefSeq names its product spermatogenesis associated 20 (gene SPATA20). Lineage: Eukaryota; Metazoa; Chordata; Mammalia; Didelphimorphia; Didelphidae. Gene Ontology annotation, biological process: carbohydrate metabolic process. The record is from RefSeq and is a predicted model, not a curated record. The transcript has 16 exons. Bases 1 to 2340 code for a protein of 779 amino acids.